CAGCCUCUGCGGCAGCAGCGUUGGCCGCAGUCACCUCAGCCUUAGCAGCAGCCCUAGAAAAAGCCGCCGCCUUAGGCCUGUCAGUCAGUCAGUCAGUCAGUCAGCCUCCUGUCAGUCAGUCUCCUGUCAGUCAGUCUCCUGUCAGUCAUCCACCCACCCACCCACCCACCCCCGUGAGGAGCCAUGGCCGCCCUGAGCAGCGACCCCCAGUUCCAGCAGCUGGCCCAGUGGCACAAAACCCACGCCGCCGCCCUCAACCUGCGGAAGCUCUUCGAGGCGGACAAGGAUCGCUUCGGCCACUUCAGCUUGACUCUUAACACUGAUCAUGGAGAUAUUUUGGUGGAUUAUUCAAAGAACCUUGUUACAGAGGAAGUGAUGAAGAUGCUACUGGGGCUGGCAAAGUCGAGGGGUGUUGAAAGUGCACGCGAGCGAAUGUUCAGUGGAGAGAAGAUCAACUUUACUGAGGACCGAGCUGUGCUGCAUAUUGCUCUGAGGAAUCGUUCUAAUACUCCAAUUUUAGUAGAGGGGAAAGAUGUAGUACCAGAGGUGAACAAGGUGCUGGAGAAAAUGAAGAAUUUUUGCCAGAAAGUUCGAAGUGGUGACUGGAAAGGCUUCAGUGGCAAGGCGAUUACUGACGUAAUCAACAUUGGGAUUGGAGGCUCUGACUUGGGUCCUCUUAUGGUGACGGAAGCCCUGAAGCCGUAUUCAAAGGGAGGACCUCGGGUCUGGUUUGUUUCCAACAUUGAUGGUACACACAUUGCCAAAACCCUGGCUGAGCUGAACCCAGAAACGUCUCUCUUCAUCAUUGCUUCAAAGACUUUCACCACCCAAGAAACCAUCACAAAUGCAGAAACAGCCAAAGAAUGGUUCCUGCAAAUUGCAAAAGAUCCUUCCGCUGUGGCCAAGCAUUUUGUGGCCUUGUCUACUAAUGCUCCUAAAGUUAAGGAGUUUGGAAUUGAUACUCAGAACAUGUUUGAGUUUUGGGAUUGGGUUGGCGGGCGAUAUUCACUGUGGUCAGCAAUUGGACUCUCCAUUGCCCUACACGUUGGUUUUGACAACUUCGAACAAUUGCUUUCUGGAGCUCACUGGAUGGAUAAUCACUUUCGCACUGCCCCAUUGGAAAAGAAUGUCCCGGUUCUGUUAGCCAUGCUGGGCGUUUGGUACAUCAACUGCUACGGAAGUGAAACACAAGCACUUCUGCCGUAUGACCAAUACAUGCAUCGCUUUGCAGCCUACUUCCAACAGGGUGAUAUGGAAUCCAAUGGGAAAUACAUCACCAAGAAAGGUGUUCGUGUUGACUACAAAACCGGCCCCAUUGUUUGGGGCGAGCCUGGGACCAAUGGGCAGCAUGCUUUCUAUCAGCUCAUUCAUCAAGGUACCCGACUGAUCCCAUGUGACUUUCUCAUUCCUGUCCAAACACAGCAUCCAAUCAGGAAAGGUCUACACCACAAGAUCCUGCUGGCCAACUUCCUUGCUCAGACAGAGGCCCUCAUGAAGGGGAAGACAGCUGAUGAAGCGCGAAAAGAACUCCAGGCUGCUGGCAAGAGUGGAGAUGCCUUGGAAAAGCUGCUUCCUCAUAAGGUAUUUGAGGGAAAUCGUCCAACUAAUUCCAUUGUCUUCACCAAACUUACUCCCUUCAUCCUUGGAGCCUUAAUUGCUAUGUACGAACACAAGAUCUUUGUUCAGGGAGUUGUCUGGGAUGUCAACAGCUAUGACCAGUGGGGGGUGGAACUUGGAAAGCAACUGGCCAAGAAAAUCGAACCAGAAUUGGAGUCUGAUGCUCCAGUGACAUCUCAUGAUGCCUCUACCAAUGGUCUGAUCAAUUUUAUCAAGAAACAUCGGGGUUAAAUUGAGCAGCAGAAGGUUGCCAAUAAGCCUGACUACAGCAUCCAGAUCGAUGUUAGUUACUGCUUUUUUUUGGCUUCUGUAAUACAAAUGGUUCUCCACAGCUCCUCAGUUUUCUCACUUGCAGCUGUCAAUCCUUAAAGUCAAGUUGCUUGAAAAACAAAACAUAGUUUUGUGAGACCCAGGUUUUGUAUAGUUUCUCUAUUUUUGUGGUUGUCAAAAGUGUAAAGUGCAGCUGGAUACUCCUUUUGUCUUGUACCCACAAGCCUACUUCCCAAAAAUUAGAAAAAUAAAGAUAUCACAAAAAUCA
Molecule: messenger RNA, 2155 nt
Organism: Ornithorhynchus anatinus (platypus)
Lineage: Eukaryota; Metazoa; Chordata; Mammalia; Monotremata; Ornithorhynchidae
Gene: GPI
Product: glucose-6-phosphate isomerase
Exons: 18
Coding region: 184-1848 (554 amino acids)
Biological process (GO): glycolytic process; glucose 6-phosphate metabolic process; gluconeogenesis
Cellular component (GO): cytosol
Molecular function (GO): carbohydrate derivative binding; glucose-6-phosphate isomerase activity; monosaccharide binding
Source: RefSeq, a predicted model, not a curated record